CCUUUACCUAGCUUCCAAGUUGUGCAUGGCCGGAACACAAAAUGGGAAGAGCUCCAUGCUGCGAGAAAGAGGGCCUGAAGAAGGGGAGAUGGAGUGCGGAGGAGGAUGAGAUCCUGAUCAAGUAUAUUCAGGCCAAUGGGGAAGGUUCGUGGAGGUCAUUGCCGAAGAAUGCAGGUUUGCUGCGAUGCGGGAAGAGUUGCAGGCUGAGGUGGAUCAACUACCUGAAAGACGGCUUGAAGAGGGGAAACAUUUCUGCUGAAGAGGAUCAAAUCAUCGUAAAGUUGCAUGCUUCUAUGGGAAAUAUGUGGUCUCUAAUAGCUAGUCACUUGCCUGGAAGAACAGACAACGAAAUAAAAAAUUACUGGAACGCCCACUUGAGCAGAAAGAUUCACUCGUUCACUAGGGUUUCCGGUGGAACGUCGCUACCGAUUAUCGUGGAUGUUCCUGUUAAGCGAAGAGGCGGGAGAACCAGUCGCCGGUGCAUGAAGAAGAACAAGAAUUAUAACUACGUCCAAAAGAAUAAUGUUGGUCGGAUUCCGACGGUAAAACCCAUUAAGGAUAGUGUUCUUGAUCCAACCGAUCAAGAAAUCCCAUCAGUACGGUACUCAACACUAGCGUCGGAAAAAGAGAUCAUCACCGUGUCCGGUACUGCAAUAGACGAUGGCGUGGUUUUGGAUCCAGAUGUUGUCCUUGACAAGGAGAGAGAGAGCGUGGUUUCGGGCGGCUGUCAUCAUCAGGCAACAGGGAAAUAUGAUCAGAACCAAGUGGCGGUGCCCCCUAGUAGUGGUCAAAAGGAGACUGAAACUUUGGGACCAUUUGUUAGUGAGGAGAGCAUUAAUGAUGGUGGGCUGUUGUGGUUUGAUUACAUUUUGAGCAAUACUUUGCUGGAUUCAAAUGAGUUUUUAACUGCAAGCGAAUCAGGGAGCUGUAAACCAGAAGCUGUAUUUGAGGACAAAAACAGUAGCAAUUCUGAAUUCUUGUGUGCAAACAAUUGUUCGAAUAUUGGAUAUAAUGGAGAGUGGUAUUCUUGUUCUCCAUUGACUACUUCUGGUUUUGAUGAAUUAUAUGGGGUUGAUAACUGGGAAUUAUGGGAUGGUGUUGGACAGGGGAAUAAUGAGAUAUGGAAUGAUCAGAAAGAAAAUGUGUUAUCCUCGCUGUGGGAGGGUGAUAAUUUCUAAUUUGGAUGGGGAUAGUUGUAACUUGGCAGAUAUAGAUCCUGACAAACAGGAUGCUUUGGUCGCUUGGCUUCUAUCCUAGAAAAUGAUCACUUUUUUUGGCUGAAAAAUGUUAAUUGAUUGUUUGAGUUGAGAGUUGGGAUCGAUACGAUCUCUGGUUGUUCGGAAUUAGUUUUUUUACAAGCAUUAUGUAAAAUUUCUUUCUAUCUUUAUAUAUCUAGGGUUGUUAUCUGCUCUAAA
This is a messenger RNA of Carya illinoinensis, 1415 nucleotides long. RefSeq names its product transcription factor MYB4-like. Lineage: Eukaryota; Viridiplantae; Streptophyta; Magnoliopsida; Fagales; Juglandaceae. The transcript has 3 exons. Bases 42 to 1178 code for a protein of 378 amino acids. The record is from RefSeq and is a predicted model, not a curated record.